Molecule: messenger RNA, 1722 nt
Organism: Talaromyces rugulosus
Lineage: Eukaryota; Fungi; Ascomycota; Eurotiomycetes; Eurotiales; Trichocomaceae
Exons: 3
Coding region: 1-1722 (573 amino acids)
Biological process (GO): translesion synthesis
Molecular function (GO): damaged DNA binding; DNA-directed DNA polymerase activity
Source: RefSeq, a predicted model, not a curated record
AUGUUGCGCCGGGAUGACCGCCGCAUCAUCAUCCAUUUUGACUACGAUUGCUUCUAUGCCAGCGUGUUGGAAGCCGAAAACCCGGCUCUCAAGUCAUUACCGCUAGCCGUACAGCAGAAACAGAUUAUUGUCACCUGCAACUACGAAGCUCGCAAGCGAGGCCUGAGAAAGUUGCAGCUCAUCAAGGAGGCCAAGCAGAUAUGCCCCGAAGUUGUCAUCAUCCUCGGCGAGGACUUGACAAAGUUUCGCGAUGCAUCAAAGGCCCUCUACGCCCAUUUACGCUCCUUCUUGUGGGGCCAGAAGGCCGAGCGACUGGGGUUUGAUGAGGUAUUUAUGGAUGUCACGGACAUGAUCAAUCAUAACGUCGGUCUUUUAAACCCAAAUGACUUAGUGCAUUCCUUCUUUUGUCUCGACCAGCAAGACCCAACACAGGGCUUCGAAUUCGAUGCCACCAAGUUCUGCGGGCCAACAUUCCCAUCACCAUGCCACAAUCCUCCCGGCGGCGACCGGAUGGAUCUGUUAACUUACCGUCUCGUUUUGGGAUCGCACUUAGCACAUUACAUCCGAUCGAGUCUCGACCACGAAUGCGGCUACACUGCCACUGUCGGCAUAUCCACCUCUAAACUAUUGGCUAAGCUUGUCGGCAAUGUCAAUAAGCCCAACAUCCAAACAACCCUGAUCCCACCCUAUACACAUUCCUUUGAUAACGCCGAUCUGAGCAACGUGAUCCAAUUCAUCGACGACCAUGAAGUUGGCAAAAUCCCAGGCAUCGGCUUCAAGUCGGCCCACAAGCUCAGAACGUACUUUCUUCGCCGCGAGCCUACCUCCCAGCCGUAUACUGAACGAGACCACAAUGACCAAGUCAAAGUGCGAGAUCUGCGCCUAUCGCCCGGCAUGGGUGCUCCAAAGUUAUUAGACCUUCUGGGCGGGGCUGGGGCUCCUAAAGAUAUUGGGGUUCGCAUUUGGGAGCUGUUGAAUGGGGUUGACAAUAGCGAAGUCUUGGAAGCCCGAGCCGUUCCGACGCAAAUAAGCAUCGAGGACUCGUACCAGGGAAUCAAUCAUUUCGAAGAGGCCAAAAAGAAACUACAGAUUCUAGCAACAAGCCUCGUGAAGCGAAUGAGGACUGACCUGGUCGAAGAUAAUGACGAUGGCACUGGCCGUUGGUUAGCACACCCCCGCACCCUUCGUCUCUCUACUCGCCAGAGGUCACCUCGAAAUGCCGAUGGCUCAAGAGAAUACAGUUACGCCAAUGGACGAAUAUCACGAUCGGCUCCCGCCCCAAGUUUUCUCUUCAAUUUAGGGGAAGGCAUUGAGUCCAUUGCUGAGAAACUUGUAGAAGAGAGCCUUGUGUCUAUGUUUCGUAAACUACACCCGGACAAAUCGUUUGGUGAGUUGAGCUUGAUCAAUAUUGCAGUCACCAACAUGGUGGAAAGUGCAGGCGACCAGAAACAGAGCAGUGGCAGGGAUAUUGGACAGAUGUUCAAGAACCAGGAGUCCAGCUUGAAGAAGCGGCCUGAGGGGACAUACUCUGACCGUCAACCUCAGCACCGUCAAAAUUCGUCCCCGAGUUGGGAAGCAAAUACACCACUCGAUGAGGCGACCUGGGAGGAAAGCGAGGAUGAAGAGGAGUCUCCUCUAGCUCAUACUUGUGAUAUCUGCGGUGCCCAUAUUCCUGCCUUUGCAUUGCCGGCACACGCUCUGUAUCACGCUGCUCCUGAUUAA